This is a messenger RNA of Mercenaria mercenaria, 3910 nucleotides long. Its product is annotated as AP-5 complex subunit beta-1-like. The transcript has 4 exons. Gene Ontology annotation, biological process: endosomal transport. Lineage: Eukaryota; Metazoa; Mollusca; Bivalvia; Venerida; Veneridae. Gene Ontology annotation, cellular component: AP-type membrane coat adaptor complex; lysosomal membrane. The record is from RefSeq and is a predicted model, not a curated record. Bases 222 to 2822 code for a protein of 866 amino acids.
GUUCCUAACAUACCUAGCUGAGAAUGCAGACAUUAUAGAGGAUAGUAGCUGGAAACUGGGCCAUGGUAUACUAGACAUCUGCAGAAAUAUGAUUAUGUGCCAUGGUACACAUAUAUGCUUUCUGGUUUUACUUCUGUGUGAGAGACAGAGAGCAAUUGAGUGGAGUUAUUUAUAGAACUGUCUUGAAAGAUACAAGACAGCACUGUAAUAUUUGAUCAAUAAUGUCUGGUAAUAAGACAGGAUGGGAUAACGGAUAUUGGUUCGGUGGUAAUGGUCUAGGAAGGGGAUUUCAGUAUUAUGAAGAAUACACGACCACAGAAUCUGCUGACAUUUAUUUUAAUCCAGAUAAGGACGUGUUUAAGACACCAGCUGACGUGAAGAAAAGUUACGCUACUUUGUCCUUCAUCAUAUCUGCCGCAUUUGUGUUACCUGCUUUAACGCUCAUUGGAAGAACACUUCACAAAAUAAACAGCAAUGAGAUUAAAGCGUUUAGCCAUCACCUUGUGUAUUUCACAUGGCUUCUUGUCUCCUGUCUGUUGAUAUGUAUUUUGAACAUACUGAAUUUGUUCGAUAACUUCAUCAAUAGUGACGAGCAGUCAAAGUCAGGAAAAACAUGUUACUAUAUAUAUGUUAUUUACGGAAGUCUUCUGACAUUUGUAGGACUUUGUUUACUGUGUCUAGCAUUGGACAUUACGUACCUAGUUCUGUCGACGACACAGCAUCUUGUAGAAGAUAGAGCUAGGAAAGUGAAAGUUCAUUUCAUGUGUUUCUUUCUGUUAAUAAUGUGCUUUUUCAUCAACAACAUACCUCAUAUGAGUCUGAGAGUAAGUUUCCAAAGUCUCAAUAAAUGUUGGAAGGGAAACGCAUACGAAGGGCAGGUAGAUACGGCUGCCUUGAUAGAUUGCGGUGUGCUAGGGGUGAUCGUAACUGCAACAAGUAUAACACUCCUGCUGUCUACAUGUCUGAUAAAAUGUAAAACAAGGGGUAAUGAACUUGUGAUAGUCCCGGAGUACAUGAGAGUGUUAGAUGAAGACAUUGAGACUGUUGUAGAAAAUGUCCAACAGGAGGACAAUGAAGAGGAGGAGUCACAGGCUAGAGUGUCUGUAGAUACACCAAGUUCUGACCUACAUGCAAAGUCGGGUGAAUCAGGAAGAAUUUACAAGAGGUAUGAAGUUGAUGCUGAAAAGCUUGGAGAUGAGAAACAACAAGUGAACCAGCAGGGAAGUUCGAGGAAAAGGAUUUCAAGCUGGAAAGGAGAAAAAGAUAGUUCAAGUAAAGAGUCAUCAUGUCACGAGAACUCGGGGUAUAUCUCUGAAGGAAAUGAACAGGAGGGGCAGAUACAGAGGAGGCAAAGCUUGGCAUUUGAUUCUACAAGACGUCGGUUCAAGAGUGAUUCAGAGAUACAAGAGCCGCGAUCACAAACAUGCACAGGGGUACGGAAAACAAGGAAGCAUAGUUCGAGAAAGGUCUUGGAAGACCAAGUGUUUGAAGCUCUUGAAAACUUCUUUGUAACCGACCCAAGUAAGCUGCUGUUUAAAGCCUUGGGUUCCCAGAAACAGUGUGAGCUUAGUGCGCAUCUCAUAGAUCAUAACAGUGAUGACAAGGGAACAGAGGAAGAAACAAGCUUCAAUGACAAAGAAGUGAGGAUUAAGAAAAUGAGGAAAAGGAGCAAAAAGUUGCCAUUAAGAAAAACAAAGAGUCUGCAGAGAGCCUCAAGCUGUAAAGAUAGGAAAAGCAGAACCCAAUGGUCUACAUCUAGCUACAAAGAAAAGUCUAAUACUGUCAAAUGUCCAUCCAGCUUCAGUGCUAAUUUUUCAUCAGAACAUGGCCUUGAAACCAUCAGCCUUAAAGAGAAAACUGAACAUGUUACAAGUAGUUCUAGGCAAACAAAGGUUAAAGAUGAUGAUCUAAAGAAAGAUUUGAUAGAUUUUAAUAAACAAACUGAGUUUUUGAAGAGUCCAAAGAUAGUUGUGGAAGAUACAGAUACUGGUAAUUCUACAUCAAGUGCUAGAGCUUAUAAUGGAACCAAGGAAAUAAAUGAGUCAUGUCUAUCUGUGAAUGUAGAUGUUCACUGUUCAGAUACUAGUCAGUCUAUUUCAAGCUUAGAUACAAUAGGAACAGAUGUUGAAUGCCACUUCAAGGACAAUACAGCCACACAGAUAAAUCCUGUUUCUUUAAAAGAGCAUGGUCUAGGUAACUGGGUAGAAUUUAUGCCUGAUACUGAGCAUGAGAACAGAUCUGGUGGAAGAGUUAAAUGGGAAGAUGAGAUUAAACCUGAUAAUGACAGCUGUUUUGUUGAAGUAGAAACUCAGACAGAACAGAUGGAUGCAGCAAGAGCGGAGGAGUUAGAGACUGAUAGUGUGUUCAAAGAUAUGGAGAAGGACAGUCAUACUGAGGUUAAUACAAAUGGUGAGAUAGAAACUGAAAAGGACAGUGGAGGAAAAGUUGAAAGCGAAAUGAAACAGGAAGGUACUGAUAACUGUACUACUGAAAUAGAGAUUGAAAGUUCAGUUGAGAAGAGAAAAGAAGAGAUGUUGCUCUUUAAAGACUACUGCAAGAGAUAUUUGCUUCAACCCUAUAAGAAUGUUGCAAGCUUGUUGUUAGUUUAUGUUAUUUGCUUGUUACCACAGAUUGUGUUGGAUAUAUACAGGAUUGUGAUUGGUAGACAGGAAACAGUACAGGAUCAGACUGAUGGUGUCAUGUCCAUUUGCUCAGAUGCGGCAAUGUCAGUUUUCCUUUUGGCAAUGACUGUAAUGUUUUUGUGGCAAUACAGGAUGAGACGAAAGGCGAAACUAGAUAACAUAUUAAGGACAGAAUCAUAAAGGUGUAUCACAACAGUACAUAUCAUAAUAAUACCUUCAUUGUUUUAUCAUGAAAGGUUUUCAUGUUUAGUUCUCCUUUGUUUUUAUGUUACAACUUGCAGUCCAUACACAAUCAGUAGGAUGGAAAAAUCUGUGAAGUAAAAUACAUUUCAUUCAAAAUCAAUUGGAACUGAAAAAUAUACUUAAUUAACCACAUUUCUAGGUCCACUCUUUGUUAUUGUUCAUAUCUCUGUCAGAUAUUGAUAUAUUUCAACAAAUACUGGAUUUAACAAUCAUUUUAGCAUAAAACUGCUGUUAUUGUCACUUUUUGGGGGUGUUUUAACAGGAGAGAAAACGUGUGUUAACAGAGAGAUUCUCGCGCUCACGUGCUGUUAUAACACCUUUUUAAUUAUGCGCGUUCCAUGGCAAAGCGUAAACGUAUUACGGCCCCAAAACGGAUAAUACAAAAGGAAAUGACCUCAACAUGAAAAAUCAACGUAGACUUUACUGCGCAUUUCAUGAAAAUUUAAUGACGUUGAGGGACAAUAUAUUAAUUUACCUUGUUUUUAUGCAUUUUAUGCUAGAAUAGCAUUAGCGCAUGUUCUUUUCGUGUUAUAACAUCUUCAAAAUCCCGAGGGAUUCUGAAGAUGGUAUAACACAAAAAAACAUGCGUUAUCCCUACAUUUUAUUUCAAUAAGCGUAACAAAGAUAGCUAUUGAACAUAAAUUCAUUAAGCUGUGACAGUUAAAAAAUAGAAAUCACAUAAUUAAUGUAACUGGGUGCUGGCUGCAGUGUGGAAAGUUGUGUCAUCCACAGGUUAAAGCAAUUUUUUGACAUUUGUAAGCAGCCAGAAUAAACCUUUAUUUGGACAUGUUAACAUUCUUCAAAUAUAUAUUUAUAGGUUAUCAGAUACGUGUCAAGAAGUAAGCGCGAGUUCUGCAGUGGAGAUGUUGUGCACCAUUAGAAGCACAAAAAUUAGUCUAUAACGCAACUAGUGCAUGUUCGUUAAUGAAAAACCAGAUCAUUUUUGUUACAAUUUUAUUUUUACAGUGCUUUUCCCCCACUGAUUUAGGAAUGGGGCUGGGGCCUUUACAAAUGGGAAAAAACAC